AGUGAUACCUGACCUACCACCAAAGGAUACUUGUCACUUAUACUUCAUACAAUCUUAACUCACAGGAGAACAUGGCUCCUAGAAUGAGAGAACUGAUAGAAGCUGGAGAGAAAUUUCUACAACAUCUAAAUGACACAGGCAGAAUGAAUGUCACCAGUAAAGAAGAACUGAGAAGUAUCUAUGGUGAAUUCAAAAUACAACAUGGCCCUCUACCAAAUUUUUCAUCUGUUAUCUAUGGCCUUAAAGAGACAGGAAAAGCUUUUGUAAGACGAAACUCUAUUCAUCUGAGAAAGGUUGUAAGGAGAAGAUCAAGAUUGGCUGAUCAGUAUAUAGCUAUUCAACAUCGACAAGACCAGGUACCAUUACCCACUCAGCCUGGUCAGGAUGGGAACAACUAUACAAGAAAAGAAGCACAAAGAAUAAUUCAGUGGAUGAAGGAGAACCGGCAGGAGUUCAUCCAAAGCAAGAAUGGAAUUGUAAUUAAGUCAGGCUAUGAUCUCACAGAUGGUCGGAUAAGAUUUCCCCUGCAAGUCAAUGAACCUAAGACUGUGACUGUUUCUAUUGACAAUACAUCUGAUGAAGCCGUGACAUUUGUCCAGUACAAACUUCUGCGUAAGAUGCGGGUGUUUUCACUUCAAGAUGAACAACAGAUAUCUGCUGUCAAUACUAAAAUUUUGAAUCCAGGAGAUGUAUAUGAUGUUUCUGUGACGGCUGAAACGGCUUAUUACGGCUAUUUCCCUGUAACUAUUGUAUUUCAAUUCACAAGAGGAAAUGUGGAGUUCAUGGAGAAAUUUCUUAUUGGGAGGUUCAUCUCUGCAGUUUCUAACAGUAGAUUAGCUGAUGACCUGGCACCAACUUCCAGAUACACCCCCUAUCAAAGGAAUCUUACAAGGACCUUGGAAAGAAUUGAGGAUGAUGGAAUCCAACCUGACAGGUCUGUAGCCUAUUCCUUAGAAAAGGAGAUUCCACUUGGUAAUUUUCCUGUACCUUCAUACCUGAGAGAUGAUAUAAGAAAUGGACUGUUCUCCAGCAGAUCUACAUGGUCUGGACUCAAGUUAUUUCUUCAGCCCCUACUACGACUACCCCUUUUGUCUGCUUUCGGAGGGCAACGCCUGGGGUCCAGCAUAUCCAGGAACUUGCUGAUCUCAACCCUAGAGUUUAGCAACUAUCCCGAUAAAUUUCACUUGCUGCUACACCUAGAAGAGAUACAAAUGGAGAUUGACAUCCGGAAAUACGACAAAGAACGACAGACAAUGGAAAGAGACAGAAAUCUCCUAAUUCUUGAUGUGCCGGGGGUAGCUGAAAACCGCCCUUCAGUAUUAAAGGGAGAUCACCUUUUUGUCACUCUGUCAAAUGAACCUGAAUCCCCAUCUAAAGUCAGCUACAAGGGUUAUGUGCAUGGUGUCGAGCUGGAGAGAGUCAAACUUGGAUUUUCUCAAAAUCUUUUGCAGAAAUUUAUUUCAGGAAUGCUGUUUGAUGUCACAUUUACUUUUAACCGCAUGCCGCUGAAGGUUCAACAUCGGGCAGUUGACUUGGCCAAAAAGAGAAACCUGCAAGAAUAUCUGUUCCCAACUGGAGCACGCCAGCAAUGUAUUGUGAAUACAGACAACCUGAGACUGUAUGACCAAAAUCUUGAGAAUAACCAAGAACAGUACAUGGCAGUAAAGCAGAUUGUGAGUGGAUUCUCCAGACCAGCUCCCUAUCUCAUAUUUGGUCCACCAGGCACUGGAAAAACUGUAACUUUGGUGGAGGCCAUCAAACAGGUACUAAAGAAUAUCCCUGAGUGUCGUGUCCUAGCAUGUGCGCCAUCGAACAGCGCGUCAGAUCUGAUCUGUGAGCGCUUGAUGAAACACAUAGAUAAGAAAGAUAUUUACAGGAUGAUGGCCAGCAGCAGAGAUUUCCGUUUUGUUCCAGAAAUGAUCAAGCCCUGUUGUAACUGGAAUGAUACAACCCAGGAAUAUGAAUAUCCUUGCAAAAGUAAGCUUAUGGAAUACAAGGUUAUCAUCACAACUCUUAUUACAGCCGGAAGGCUUGUUUCUGCGCAGUUCCCAGAUGGCCAUUUUACCCAUGUGUUUAUUGAUGAAUCUGGACAUGCAGUAGAGCCUGAGUGUGUAACAGCUAUAGCAGGUAUUCUGGAUGUGACAAAAGGAGGGCAGUUGGUUCUGGCUGGUGAUCCACAGCAGCUAGGCCCAGUGUUAAGGGCUCCAUUUGCCAUUGAGCACGGAUUAAGUCUUUCAUUGCUGGAAAGACUAAUGACUCAAAAUCCACUGUAUGAAAAAUCCAACGGAGCUUACAAUCCUCAAUUUGUCACCAAGUUACUGCUGAAUUACAGGUCCCAUCCUGACAUUCUCUCUGUUCCAAAUGAACUUUUUUAUGAUAAUGAGCUCCAAGCCAAGGCUGAUGAAAUGGUCACACGUGUAUACUGCAACUGGGAGAAGCUUCCAAAGAAGAACUUUCCACUCAUAUUCCAUCAUGUGCUCGGGAAAGAUGAACGAGAAGGGAACAGCCCAUCCUUCUUCAAUGUACAUGAGAUAGAGGUUCUGGUGUCUUAUCUCCGUGACUUGCUGGAGACACAAGGAAAGAAAGGCAUAGCCAAAAUUUCUCCCAAAGAAAUUGGCAUAAUUGCUCCUUAUAGAAAGCAGGUGGAAAAAAUUCGGAAAGCCAUUGAUAAAGAAUUCAGAGCUGUAACUAACAUUAAAGAUCUUAAGAUUGGAUCUGUGGAAGAGUUCCAGGGUCAGGAACGGAGAGUGAUCCUUAUAUCUACAGUGCGGAGUUCUAUGGAUUAUGUCAAACUUGACGAAGACUUCAGUCUUGGAUUUUUAAAAAACCCUAAGAGGUUUAAUGUCUCCAUUACAAGGGCUAAAGCUCUCUUAAUCAUGAUUGGCAAUUCCAUCAUCCUACGAAAAGAUCCAAAUUGGUCUCGAUUUUUGAAGUUUUGCUGUGAUAAAGGUGGUCAUCGUGGCUUCCAAGCUGAUGACCUUGAAGAUCUGGAUGACACAGAACUUGCAGACCUUUUUGGAAACAUGAAUGUUAAUGAACCACAACCUAGUGAACCGAGUGGCGAGAGCGUAGUACAGCAGCAGGGAGAGCCAGCAUGGAGACAUGAACAUUAACUUAUCCUUGCUGAUGAUGACACUCAUAGGAGAUCUGCACACAGUCCUAUUUUUGCUUUCGGACUGAAGCCUGCUAUAGUUUUUAUAUAUAGCCCAAGCAGUCUUUUUUAUUUUUUUUGACAAUUUUUUUUAUGACUGCAUUAAAUUAUAUGUGAUUUUUCCAAGUAAAAUGUCCUCUUGAUAAGUUGAUGAAAAUGUUAUUUGUCGUUCCAAGAACAGGUAUAAUUCUUAUAGCAAGAUCAACCAGAUUUCUCAGACUCCAAAGCUGGAUAGUUUAUGGCUUAUAGAAGCCUAUUUGUCUGUAGGUUUGCUGUUUCUUAUUGUAGGAAGCCGGAUGAACCUAUGUGGCCUAACUGGUGGUCACCAAACUUUCCAUGAAUACAUUUGACAUAUACAUAAAUAGUGCAUCUGCAGCGUUAUUCAUGUUUGUAAAAAUACCAAACUUUAUUAAAGUCAAUGGGGUCUGUCAUAAUUCACCAGAA
Molecule: messenger RNA, 3595 nt
Organism: Bufo gargarizans (Asiatic toad)
Lineage: Eukaryota; Metazoa; Chordata; Amphibia; Anura; Bufonidae
Product: putative helicase MOV-10
Exons: 23
Coding region: 72-3113 (1013 amino acids)
Molecular function (GO): RNA binding; 5'-3' RNA helicase activity
Source: RefSeq, a predicted model, not a curated record